CGCAGAGGCUGGAAGUUCGCAGUGCGCCUGUGCCGCGUCAGGGCGCACAGACGCUGUCGCUGGGCGCCGGUGACCGCGUGGGAACAUGGCGGAAUCCGGGUUGAAGUCAGUGCUGUUCGUGUGUCUGGGUAACAUUUGCCGGUCACCCAUUGCAGAAGCAGUUUUCAGAAAACUUGUAACUGAUCAAAACAUUUCCGAUAACUGGGCCAUUGACAGCGGUGCUGUUUCCGACUGGAACGUGGGCCGGGCCCCGGACCCAAGAGCUGUGAGCUGCCUAAGAAAUCAUGGCAUUAGUACAGCCCAUAAGGCAAGACAGGUCACCAAAGAGGACUUCGCAAAAUUUGACUACAUACUGUGUAUGGACGAAAGCAAUCUGAGAGAUUUGAAUAGAAAAAGCAAUCAAGUUAAGAAUUGCAAAGCUAAAAUUGAACUGCUUGGAAGCUAUGAUCCACAGAAACAGCUCAUCAUAGAAGACCCCUAUUAUGGGAAUGAGUCUGACUUCGAGCUGGUGUACCAGCAGUGUGUCCGGUGUUGCAAAGCCUUCCUGGAGAAGGCCUGCUAGGGCUGGCCAGGACCCUCCACUGGCCCACACUUGCCCCAGCCAGCUCUGCCCUUUUACUCCUGUGCUCAAGCCCCAGGCCCCACCUGUUUCUCCAGAUGACUUAACGUUUCUUCUCUUACAAAUAAUUGUAGGUACAAAUCUGCUCUACUUACAGAAGAAUAAACACACAUGCUUGAUUUGAUGUUUAUGGGGUACAGUAAGUGUUCUUAGACUAGUUGAAUGUCCCACUUUUGCCUCUUUGUAAAACAGUGAAACAAGCAAGUAUAGAACAGCCAAACAGAGCACAAUGGAGCAAGUAUGACCCAAAGGUCAUUCUUUGGAAUGACCGAUCAGCCUCUUAGCCCGGGAGGACCUGGAUAGUCUGUGCUACCUGGAGGGAAUGUGGACAGUGCCUUCAGCUCACCUGUGUACUCUCCACCUGUCCUCUACCAGUCACAGCAGCCCUUCACCGACAUAGCAGUGCUGUAGCUCAUGCACACUCACUGUACACAUUUGUAUGCAUGUGAUCAAAAAAUACAGUGAAUGUUUAAACUUCAUUAAAAGCUUUACAAGAAAAGACACAUUGCCACGAAUUCCCCUCCAAAUCCUCCCCUUUGCUUUGGACACACUUAUCCCACCAUCCUUGCCACUUUGAAGAGUACUUCUGGAAGUCGUCUUUCCUGAGUGUCUUUAGUUGAACUGUCCUGGCUGCCUUGCUGUCCUGAAUCGAUUGAAAACGUUUCUCUCUCAUGGCUAUUUUGACUUUGGGGUGAGCCAGAAGCCCCACAGUGAGGACACACACACUCGUAUUUUUGGGAGCUGCCUUUCCAUUGGAUUGCGCUUGACCUCAGCCUUCACUAUAGUUCUGAUCACACUUUGUAAAGGACUGCUUCAGAAGGGCAAGAACUUGGGGUAGGACUGUGAAGUUAUGGAGAGUAUUUUGCAGGGGAUUCAUGGAAAUGUGUCUUACUGUAAUAAUUUUUAAAAGUUAAGCAUUCACUGUAUAUUUUGAUCAUACCUGUAUUUAAGAUUGGAAAGAGAUUAGUGGAAUUGUUGGUUUAGUAGUUGUUGAUUUUGUCUAUCUUAUUUCAUGAGAAGGUCUGCUUAUUUGUUCCCACUUAAACUACUUUCCUCUAAAAAAUUUAAUCCCGUCCAACAAGAACAAUUGCAAGCAGUGUAUCUUCUGAGCACUUGAGGGUCUGUCUGUUGUAUAUGCACAUAUAAUCUAGAUGUCAAUACAGACUGCCUCAGAGUUAAAAAUAAGUUAGAAAGUUGGAAAAACUUAUGAUGAUUGCUUAAAUACUGAUAUGGUAAAGUUAUAGGCAAAUAUAAAUCAUUUCAUUUCAUUCUCACAUUCAUAUGGGUAUCAGAAAAGAUUGCUCUCAAGAUAAACUGAGAAGUUAUAAAGUACAACUGAGAUACAUCUAGCAUCUCCCUCCUUUUUUUUAUUGUGAAAUAAAGAAGCAUUUGAGAA
Messenger RNA from Fukomys damarensis (Damara mole-rat), 2015 nucleotides. It is a transcript of the gene Acp1, whose product is annotated as acid phosphatase 1. Lineage: Eukaryota; Metazoa; Chordata; Mammalia; Rodentia; Bathyergidae. Gene Ontology annotation, molecular function: acid phosphatase activity; non-membrane spanning protein tyrosine phosphatase activity. Gene Ontology annotation, biological process: protein dephosphorylation. Gene Ontology annotation, cellular component: cytoplasm. The transcript is spliced from 6 exons. The record is from RefSeq and is a predicted model, not a curated record. Bases 86 to 562 code for a protein of 158 amino acids.